This is a messenger RNA of Ochotona princeps (American pika), 2748 nucleotides long. It is a transcript of the gene RAB11FIP1, whose product is annotated as RAB11 family interacting protein 1. The record is from RefSeq and is a predicted model, not a curated record. Bases 108 to 2003 code for a protein of 631 amino acids. Gene Ontology annotation, cellular component: intracellular membrane-bounded organelle. Gene Ontology annotation, biological process: regulated exocytosis. Gene Ontology annotation, molecular function: small GTPase binding. NCBI's taxonomy places the organism in Eukaryota, Metazoa, Chordata, Mammalia, Lagomorpha, Ochotonidae. The transcript has 5 exons.
GGUAGAGGCGUCUGCGAGCGGCCAGCUUUGCUGGCGGACCGCGUCGAGUGUCCCCACCAUCCCCAGUUACCCCACCCCCACCCCCAGCUCGGUGCCGCGUCGUCACCAUGUCCCUGGCGGCCUCGGCGGGCCGGGGCCCGGGGGCCUUGUGGUCCCCCACUCACGUACAGGUGACGGUGCUGCAGGCGCGAGGCCUGCGGGCCAAGGGCCCCGGGGGCACGAGCGACGCGUACGCGGUGAUCCAGGUGGGCAAGGAGAAGUACGCCACGUCGGUGUCGGAGCGCAGCCUGGGCGCGCCGGUGUGGCGGGAGGAGGCCACCUUCGAGCUGCCGCCGCUCCUGGCCUCCGGCGCAGCGCCCCCGGCCGCCGCCACCCUGCAGCUCACCGUACUGCACCGCGCGCUGCUCGGCCUCGACAAGUUCCUGGGCCGCGCCGAGGUGGACCUGCGGGAGCUGCACCAGAACCAGGGCCGCCGCAAGACGCAGUGGUACCCCUUGAAGUCCAAGCCAGGCAAGAAGGACAAGGAGCGAGGCGAGAUCGAGGUGGACAUCCAGUUCAUGAGGAACAACAUGACGGCCAGCAUGUUCGACCUCUCCGCCAAGGACAAGUCCCGGAACCCGUUCGGGAAGCUCAAGGACAAACUCAAGAGCAAGAAUAAGGACAGCGCCUCAGACACCAGCUCGGCCAUUGUGCCCAGCGCCACAGCCUCCGUGGACAGCGACGACGACGGCGAGUCUCCCGCGAAAGACAAGAAGAAGCGGUCGAAGAUCAAGACCUUGUUUUCCAAGUCCAACCUGCAGAGAACGCCGCUCUCACAGUCUAUGUUGGUCCUGCCCACCACGAAGACUGACAAGACGCUGCUGCGGCCCGGAGACUUGCAGUCCCGCUGGGGGGACGAUGAGGAUGAAGAUGAGGCCUCCUCCUCGUCGGACGUCACAUAUCACAAGAGAACAGCCAGCGGGGAUCAGAAGCAGCUGAGCCAGAUCAACUUCACCCUCCCCAAGAAGGAAGGCCUGUCCUUCCUGGGUGGCCUUCGGUCCAAACACGACUCCCUGUCCCGCUCCAACGUCUGUAUCAACGGGAGCCAUGUGUACCUGGAGCAGCCGGAAGCCAGGAGCGAGACCAAGGAUAGCAGCGCGUCAUCUUCACCGUCCCCCCAGGGCUUCCGGAAGAAGCACCUGUUCUCAUCCACCGAGAACCUGGCCUCACGGCCCUCGAAGGAGCCCAUGGACGGGGGCGACAGGUGGCUUGCUGAGCCCCCCACCAAGGACCCCAGCAAGUCCAUGUCCCUGCCGUCUUACCGACCCCAGGCCAGCGGGGACUCCUGGGAAGAGAGGGCUCCGGCCACCACGGAGGCUGCCAGGGAAAACCAGGAGACCAAAAAGCAGGAAAACAAGAAGUCCUCCUUGCUGUCUCUGGUGACGGGGAAGAAGGAAGUGGCCAAAAGCAGUGAGGGCGAGAGCACCACGGCCGGGCCGGCCCGGGACAAGGAAAGCAAGGUGGGGCCGGGGGAAGACCUUGGACGGAGAGCUGAGAAGGACGCGCCUGGCGUCUCCUCCAGCCCCUUUGAAGAUGUGCCCAUCACAGAACCAGAAGCUGACCCCGAGGUCAAGCCUGGCCCAAAGGCACCUGUGCCCACACCACGGGCUCCCCAGACCAAAGCCGUCAAGCCUCGACUUCAUCCUGUAAAACCAAUGAACACGAUGGUCCCCAAGGGCACCACCUCCAACUUGGGGACUGCCACCAUCAUCAGUGAGAACCUGAUCAACGAAGCCAUGAUGAAGAAGUACAACCCCUCAGACCCUGCGUCUGCCUACGCACAGCUCACCCAUGACGAGCUGGUCCAGCUGGUUCUCAAGCAGAAGGAAGCCAUAAGCAAGAAGGAGCUGCAGGUGCGCGAGCUGGAGGACUACAUCGAUAACCUGCUGGUCAGGGUCAUGGAGGAGACCCCCAACAUCCUCCGCAUCCCGACGCCAGCUGGUCGGAAGGCCGGCAAGAUGUGACCCAGCGCUGGCAAGGCCGUGUGACUGGGUCCCCAGCUGCGCGCUCUGCAUCUCCACCUCCACAGCGAGUGGUUGGUUCUACCACUGGAAGCCAGGUUCAUUAUUUCCACAAAGUCUUCUACUGUAACGUUCCUGGGGGUUCACCCUCCCAUGCCACUGUGCCUUUUAAAGCUCGGCUGUAAAUGUUUUAUGUCCAUCAGACACCGGGUCAGAAGAUCCGAUCUGAGCCAGAGACUGGGCGCGAGAGCCCCCUGCUGCCUGGGCUGUGUUCCCCAGCUCUUCUCUGUAAUCCAGGGAUUUUUCUAAUCAGGGUGGACUGGGAAGGGCCAUGCCGAUGGUGCUGUGACACACACACACACACACACACACACACGCAUACACUCUCUCGAUGUUGGGGGUUUUUGCUACCACAGAGGCCUUUGCCUGGGGUCAGGAGGGUUGCCCACCUCGUUCAGUGCCUUGGCUGGGGGAGGCAGUGCCAGCCACCUCCUGGAGCAGCAGCAUUCGCAGGUGUAGAGUUCUGCCACUGCUAUCCGUGCCUUCGCCCGGCUUGCGGUUUCCUAGGUGACCAUGGGAAGAGCAGUUUUGGGGGUGGCAGGAAGCAGGACAGGACCACCCGUGCCUUAUGGCGAAGCGGCCUGUUAGCUGUGCAGGGCCCAGGGGCAACCUUGGCCUUGAGCCCCCACACAGGGCUUGCAAUGCUGCCGUGGGGUUCAUCCCCUGCCCCCUCCUGCAACACAGACAC